This is a messenger RNA of Mycotypha africana, 1477 nucleotides long. RefSeq lists its product as uncharacterized. Lineage: Eukaryota; Fungi; Mucoromycota; Mucoromycetes; Mucorales; Mycotyphaceae. The record is from RefSeq and is a predicted model, not a curated record. Gene Ontology annotation, biological process: proteolysis. Bases 56 to 1417 code for a protein of 453 amino acids. The transcript has 6 exons. Gene Ontology annotation, molecular function: metallodipeptidase activity.
UUUUUUUUCUUUUGUUUUUUUUGUUCUUUAUUUGAAUCCUUCUUGAAUUUGAAAAAUGGAGCAAUUCUUAGAAUACGUUGAAAAGCAUGAACGAGACUUUAUUGAAAGACUUCGUAAAGCCGUUGCUAUUCCUAGCGUGAGUGGCGACCCUGCUUAUCGUCCUGAAGUUUUCCGUAUGUCAGAAUUCCUCGUUGCUGAGCUCAAAGCCCUUGGUGCUUCUGUCGAAACUCGUGACCUUGGUAAGCAAAACUGGCACGGCCAAGAAUUGGAUUUGCCUCCUAUUGUUUUAGCUACUGUCGGCAAUGACCCCUCAAAGAAGACUAUCCUCGUUUACGGUCAUUAUGACGUUCAACCUGCCCUUAUUGAAGAUGGUUGGAACACUAGUCCUUUUGAAUUAGUAGAGGAUGAUCAAGACCGUUUGGUUGGUCGUGGUUCGUCUGAUGAUAAGGGUCCUGUUCUCGGUUGGAUUAAUGUUGUCGAAGCCCACAAGUCUCUUGGUCUUGAGUUGCCCGUAAAUCUCAAAUUCUGUCUCGAAGGUAUGGAAGAAUCUGGUUCAGAAGGUUUGGAUGCUCUUAUUUAUGAUGAAGCUUCCAAGUACUUCAAGGAUGUUGAUGCUGUUUGUAUCUCCGAUAACUACUGGCUUGGUACCACCAAACCUUGCUUGACAUAUGGUCUUCGUGGUGUCUCUUAUUACCACAUGAAGAUCAAGGGUCCUCGUGCUGACCUUCACUCUGGUGUCUUCGGUGGCACUGUUCACGAACCUAUGACAGAUCUUAUCAGUGUUAUGAGCAAGCUUGUAGACCCUAAUGGUAAAAUCCUUGUUCCUGGUAUUUAUGACGAAGUUCGUGAAGUUUCUCCCGAGGAGGAAAAGACAUAUGAUAAUUUGGACUUUAAGAUUGAAGAACUUCAUGAUGCCAUUGGUAACAAGACCAACAUUCACGACUCCGUUCGUAAGACUCUUCAGUGCCGUUGGAGAAAUCCUUCUCUUUCUUUGCACGGUAUUGAAGGUGCUUUCUACAAUCCCGGUGACAAGACUGUCAUUCCUGCAUGUGUUACUGGUAAAUUCUCUAUCCGUACUGUCCCUGAUAUGGAACCCAAGAAGAUCUCCGAAUUAGUUGUUAAAUACUGUAAGGAUGAAUUUGCUAAGUUGGGAUCCAAGAAUGAAAUUGACGUUUACUGCACUCAUGACGGAAACUACUGGCUUUCUAGCCCUGAACAUCCCAAUUAUGUUGCUGCUGCAAAGGCUGUUGAAACUGUUUACAAGGUCAAGCCUGACUUAACCCGUGAAGGUGGUUCCAUUCCCGUCACCCUUUCCUUCCAAGAUGCUCUCAACAAGAAUGUUCUUUUGUUACCUAUGGGCCGUGGUGAUGAUGUAAGUUGCACAGCUCUUGUUUUUUCCUCGCAUAGCGAUGAGUAAAAGGGAUUCUAGACUCAUACUUUUUCUUAUUUGAUAGGGUGCUCACUCCAUUAAUGAAAA